Messenger RNA from Rhineura floridana, 3914 nucleotides. RefSeq names its product ring finger protein 31 (gene RNF31). Gene Ontology annotation, molecular function: K48-linked polyubiquitin modification-dependent protein binding; zinc ion binding; ubiquitin protein ligase activity. The transcript is spliced from 23 exons. Gene Ontology annotation, cellular component: LUBAC complex. Bases 328 to 3591 code for a protein of 1087 amino acids. Gene Ontology annotation, biological process: protein linear polyubiquitination. The record is from RefSeq and is a predicted model, not a curated record. NCBI's taxonomy places the organism in Eukaryota, Metazoa, Chordata, Lepidosauria, Squamata, Rhineuridae.
AGGGGACAAAGCUGUUGGCUGGGGAGGAAAAAAACAAAAACAAAAGGCGCUCUGCACAUGCUCAGAGGCACCCACGUUAUCUCUCUUUUUUUCAAGCAAUCCGGGUUUGAGGGAAAGCCAGCUUGUAGUACUUCCUCCCGGUCUCCUGGGGUCCCUCUUAGCGUGGCUUUGUAGGGCUGGUUUGGCUUUCCUUUCCUUCCUUCCUCUCUUUCGUUUCCUGCUCCCUCCCCCUCCUCUUCCCUAUUAGGCUAGCCCCUGUUGAUGCUUCGCAUGACAAGUGAGUGACGCUCCUGGGGUGUGCCCCCCCAAAAAGCUUAGGUGGCAGCCAUGGGGGACGCGGAGCACAAAUUCAUGGCCCUCCGGGACGAGCUGGUAGCUGCUUUGAUUGAGAAUCCCUUAGAGCAGAAUCCAGAUUCUGUCCAGCGUCUGGUGGAGAUGGCAUUGCCCCCUGCCCGAAAAUACAAGGAGAUUGAUGCCAAGGGCAUUAUACAACCCAAUACUCAGGGGCAGCCCCAAAAGGACCUUCGUACCAUCUCCACUGCUCUGAACAUCUUGGAGAAAUAUGGACGCAACCUGUUGAACCUCCACAAGCCUCGUUUCUGGCGGACUGUCAAAUUCAACAACCCCGUCUUCCGGGACACGGUGGACACCAUCCAGGGUGGCCGGGACGUUCUUCGCCUAUACGGCUAUUCUGAAGAACAGACGGACGGACUUUGCUUCCCGGAACAUCUGCUGGAACCGGAUACCUUCCGAGUGGCAUCCAUCACAGUGGACGUCAUGAUAUUACGGGCUGAACUGAAUCUCCUUAUUUCGGAUAAUCAUCCCAAUCCUCAAGUUUUGCAAGAGUUAAUGCAGGGAGGAGACAGCUUUCAAGCCAACCUCAUCGCAGAUGCCUACCCUGUUAAAGAAAGGAUACCUCCGCAUAUGGUUUCAGCAUUAUCGCCCACAGGGUACUUGCCCCCAGAGGCCUGCGUACUGUGUGGUUUGGAACCUCCAUCGCUGCACUGUCCCGCUUGCGCUCAGUCUCUGUGUCCAGACUGUGACCGCCUCUUCCACAAACACCCCUCGCGGGCACAUCACCAGCGGAUGCCCUUGAAGGGCCAAGCAUGGCGCAGCCCACCCCACCCCAGCCUUACUGUGGUGUCCCCCGAUGCUGGUUCCUUGAGGCCUCCGAAGGACUCCCUGGCGCCACCCUGGAAAAGCCUGCCCCCACAGCGGCCCCCCUGGUGCUGUGCUGCCUGCCAUACGAACAACGAUGCCCGCUCCAUCCUGUGUGUGGCCUGUGACCGCCCCCGAGGCUACAAGAUGCCCCUGAACCCCAGUGCUGAGGAAGAAGCUGGAAGCUUCGGGCAGCUGGCCCGGGGGCGCUGGGCAUGUCAGUCCUGCACCUUUGAGAAUGAGGCGGCCACCGUGCUGUGUGCAGUGUGUGAUCGGCCCCGCCUGGCAGGAAAGCCUGGGACUGGUGACGCAAAGCCCCUGAUGGCCUGGGAAGAGGAAGAGCUGCCGCGCACUGGGUUGACAUCUUCAUUGAGCUAUCUGCUGCGACCCUCAGACCAGGUCACCGGCUGGCAGUGUGAACACUGUACCUUUUGGAACAAGAUCCCUGGCCGGGUGUGCGAGGUAUGCAACCGGACCAGCCAGCGAGGGGGUCCCGAACCUUUGCAGCUGCGCGCCAAGCCGGAGAAAGAGGAUGAACAGCAGCAGAAGGGCCCAGCAGAGGUCAAGGCAGAGCCAAAGAGUCUGUGGAAAGCUCCGCCCAUCUCUCAGGAAGAGGCGGAGCAUCGGAGGCAGGAGCAGCUACGUGAAGACGGGCAGAAGAUGGUCACCAUGAUCAGGGAAGCUGAAGCAGUGGGGGUUGCCCCUGAGCUGGUGGCUGCCGCCUUGCGCUACUCCGGGGCGGAGCUGCCGCUGGCGUGGCUGAAUUUGGAGCUUCCCUGUGUCCUGGAAGGCGUGGCUGAGCUGGCCACGCAGCGAGGCGAGCAAGAGCCCGGGGGUGGUCUGGGCGCCGUGACCCGCCAGGAAGUCCAAGCUGCAUGGGUGGAGAGCCAGGGGGAUGUGGACGAAGCCGUCAGCCGAUGCCUCAGCGAACGGCGCAGGAAGGUGCGGGAGCUGAAGGCGCUGGGCUUUGAGGAGCAUGGCCCAGUGUUGCAGGCCCUGUACCAAAACAACGGCAAUUUGUGGCGAGCGUUGACCCAGCUGCAACGCCAGCGCUUGGAGCCCUUCCUCCAGCGGUUGUGGGAGAAUGAAGAGCCACCCAUAGACUUCCACAGCCCCGACCGGCAGGCUCUGCUGCGCCGCCUGCUCGCCUCCCUUUCCUUGCCCAGCUGGGGCCGUGCGGAACUGGUGGUUUCCUUGAUGUUAGAGCAGCCGAGCCAAGGGGGCUGGGAGCUGGCCGACAUCGUGGAAGCUGUGAAGGCCUCUCCUAGCCGCGACUUCAUCAAGCGCCUGCUGAGCUGGGAGUGCGCCGUCUGCAGCUUGGCCCUGCCUCGCAAUAAGAUGCAGUCACUGACAUCCUGUGAGUGUACAAUUUGCCCAGAAUGCUUUGCUCUGCAUUUCACCAUCGCUGUGAAAGAGAAGCACAUCACGGACCUUGUGUGCCCGGCUUGCUCCGAACCAGAGAUCACCGACGAGGGAGAAUUUAACAGCUACUUCUCUACUCUGGAUAUCCAGCUGCGCGGUUGCCUGGACCCAGAGACCUACGAACUCUUUCACAAGAAGCUAACGGAGCGCGUCCUCAUGCGGGAUCCAAAGUUUCAGUGGUGCACACAUUGCUCCUUCGGCUUCAUCUACGAGUCGGAGCAGCUGGAGGCCAAGUGUCCGCAGUGCCACAAGAGCUUCUGUGUCCAGUGCAAGCGCCAGUGGGAGCCACAACACCAGGGACUGACUUGUGAUGGGUUCCUGGAAUGGAAGCGAACAAAUGACCCAGAAUACCAGGCACAGGGUUUGGCCAUGUACCUGCAGGAGAACGGGAUUGCGUGUCCCAACUGCAAGUUCUCCUAUGCCUUGGCCCGCGGAGGCUGCAUGCACUUCCAGUGCUCCCAGUGCCGGCACCACUUCUGCAGCGGCUGUUACAGCGCCUUCCACGCCGUGAACAAAUGCCCCAUCCCUGAUUGUCCUAUACGGAGGUCCCUGCAUGGCCACCACCCCCGUGACUGCCUGUUCUACCUCCGCGACUGGGACGUCCCUCGCUUGCAGCGCCUCUUACAGGAUAAUGGCAUCGUGUUCAACACAGAUCCUCCGACGGGGACCCGGGCCACCCCUGGAGGUGGAUGUCGUGUUAUGGAGCAAAAGGAAACCAUGGCAGGGUUAAAGGAUGAACCUUGUGGAAGAGAGACCCAGGCUGGAUAUGCUGGCCUGUGCCAGGCACACUAUGCGGAGUAUCUGGUCAGCCUCAUCAACAGCCACUCCCUGGACCCAGCCGUCCUCUACACUCUGCAGGAAGUGGAGAAUGUCUGUCGCCGCAACACUCCUGCUGUGCUGCUGCCGCCUCGCGGGCCUGUUGAGGAUGAGGAAGCUUACCGCGGGUGCUUAGUCAAGAUUCUGAUGGAUCAGGUGCCUCUGGGCCCCAAAAUCCCACGCAAACGGAAGUAGCCGGCCCACCACCAGCACUGAGAGAAAGCAAGAGUAGCAGCUGCAAUCUGGCUCCUUGGUGAACGGAGGGUGUCCAUGGAAAGCUGAAUGGAAGCUGGCCUUGCAUCUUGUAGGAGAACCUCAUCUUAUGUGUGUGAAUAUUUCCAAAUGUCUUUUUUUGGAGUCUCCAAGGUGCCUUUCUUAAAGACCUUCCUUGCUGCUGUUAAGUGAUCAAAUUGACAGUCUCUUGUUACAGUCCCAGAUCCAACCUCUUACUGAUUUGCUCCCCUUCCUCUUCUACCUGCAUAACUCUCAAUAAACUGUUCCAUGAUUUAAAAUAACAA